Dissoconium aciculare CBS 342.82 is the source of this 1590-nucleotide messenger RNA. RefSeq lists its product as uncharacterized. The record is from RefSeq and is a predicted model, not a curated record. The transcript has 2 exons. NCBI's taxonomy places the organism in Eukaryota, Fungi, Ascomycota, Dothideomycetes, Mycosphaerellales, Dissoconiaceae. The coding region runs from base 480 to 1286 and encodes 268 amino acids.
AUCAACGCUCAAUUUUCUUCAGGGCGCGGUCCGGCCAUGUCUGUGAACCCUGCCACAAUGUAAUCCUUCUCGUAAACAUGAAAAUUCGUAAAGACAAUUAAGAAACGGUAAGCAACACUCGUUCAAAAAAGAACGUUUAGUGGCCGGAAGGCUUGGGCUUGGUAGCCUCAACAGCGCGAGGAGCCUUGGAAGGCUUGGGCUUGGUGGCCUCGACAGCACGGGGGGCCUUGGAAGGCUUGGGCUUGGUGGCCUCAACGGCGCGAGGGUGCUUGGAGGGAGUGGGCUUAGCAGCCUCGAUCAUAGCAUCGCGAGGGUGCUUGGAAGGAGUGGGCUUAGCAGCCUCGACAGCGGCGUCGCGGGGAGCCUUGGAAGGAGUGGGCUUAGCAGCGGCGACAGCGGCCUUGAAAGGGGGAGGCCUGGCAACGUCGACAGCAGCGUCGCGGGGAGCCUUGGAAGGAGUAGGCUUAGCAGCCUCGAUCAUGGCAUCGCGAGGGUGCUUGGAAGCAGUAGGCUUGGCGGCCUCAACGGCAGCAUCGCGAGGAGCCUUCGAGAGAGUGGUAGGCUUGGGCUUGGUAGCCUCGAUCAUAGCGUCGCGGGGGUGCUUGGAGGCAGUGGGCUUAGCAGCCUCGACAGCGGCGUCACGGGGAGCCUUGGAAGCGGUGGGCUUAGCAGCGGCGACAGCAGCGUCGCGAGGGGCCUUGGAAGCAGUGGGCUUAGCAGCGGCGACAGCGGCGUCACGGGGAGCCUUGGAUGCGGUGGGCUUGGCGGCCUGGACAGCGGCAUCGCGAGGGGCCUUGGAAGCGGUGGGCUUGGCAGCGGCGACAGCGGCAUCGCGAGGAGCCUUGGAUGCGGUAGGCUUGGUGGCCUCAACGGCAGCCUCACGAGGGUGCUUGGAGGCAGUAGGCUUAGCAGCCUCGACAGCGGCCUCGCGAGGAGCCUUGGAGGGCUUCGGGGUGGGCUUAGCAGCCUCGACGGCAGCCUCGCGGGGGUGCUUGGAGGGCUUCACGGCCUCGACGGCGGCGUCGCGAGGGUGCUUGGAGGCAGUGGGCUUGGAGGCCUCGACGAAUGCCUCACGAGGGUGCUUGGAGGGCUUGGCGGCCUCGACACCAGCCUCACGCUUGAAGGGGACAGCGAGGUCCUGGAGGCUGCCAGCGGACUCGGGGAGAGCCGGGAGAGGGAGAGCGAUGGGGUUGGAGAUGGGGCUUGCGAAAGCAGAGGCCGCGAGGGCGAGGAUCAAUGAGCUGCGCAUCUUGACUGCAGGAAGAGGAGCAAGAGAGAUAAACUGAAGAACGAAGGAUGAUGGUGUAGAACGAAGGAAGGAGUUGUGUUGAUGAGCUGGAGAACGUUGGAGAGGUCUUGACUCCGUGACUUUAUAUCACUCCCAGAACACUCGUCGACCGUCAUCUUGAUCUUGUUUCUGAUACCAUUUGGAAUGACUCCGCACUGGGCUUCAAGACGACAUCGACGAGGCAUGUAGUGAGUUGAUUAGUGCGAAAUCUUGUCGGUCCUGUAACUUCGUACAUAGCUGUCACGCCGACAUGCAGUAGUCCGGCACCGACAUGCUCAGAAGUACUCAACAAGUAUCUCGAG